AUGUCCGACUUCUUCAAAUAUAUCUUUGGUAGAGUAGCUAAGUGUUCUGCAUUCAGUGAGGAUUCUGAGGACUUGUGUUCUGUAAUUAUAAAGAUGAAGGUUUUUUUCAUGCUCGUUUUUACAAGCCAACUCUUCACAUCUCAGGGGCAAGACUGUCCGAGUGGAGAGGAAGUGCUGAAUGCUCUUCAUCAGGUCCAAAAGCUCCUCUCUGCCCAUGAGACGUCCUUCCUUCAGAGUCUACGGAGCCUGCGCAAGAAGCUCAGCCUUUUACAGAACAGCACAGUAAAACACAGCAAGCCCAACACAGACAAGGGCACAGUGUCAGACUGUCCUCCACCUGAAGCGCUGGCUAAUGGGCGGAUCCUCGGGACUGUGUUUAAGUUUGGUCACGAGGUCCACUUCCUGUGCAGCUCUGGGUUUCAGCUGACGGGGCCAGAGACCAGAGUCUGUCUGGACUCCCAGAACUGGAGCGGAGCUCAACCGUCCUGCAAGUUUGUGGACACUACUGUAAACAAUGAUGCGUCCUCAUCCUCACCGUCUCAUCCUGCUGCCUCCGUCUCCACCCAUGUGAGAGCGUCCCGCUGCAUUGAGUUUCUGGACUCCACCCACUGCACCUGUGAGCAGGGCUACAGCAUCUCCAGCCACAACAGCACACUGUGCACAGACAUUGACGAAUGCGAGCUCUUCCGUCUAACUCGUCCUGGCCGUCUGUGUCUGCACACCUGUGUGAAUACGGCUGGAAGUUUCCACUGCGAGUGUCCCGCCGGUUACAGCCUGGGUCGUGAUAGCAGGAGCUGCCACGACAUUGACGAGUGUGCGAGGGCGACCCAUAACUGCAGUAGUGAGCAGGUGUGCGUGAAUACAUUCGGAGGUCAUCGCUGUGUGGAUGUGGACUGCCCUCGCAUCGGUAACGCCAACUACAUCAAAACCUCAGCGCUGCGAUGCGACCGUAACCCUUGCAUCCAAGGAGACAAAGCAUGUUUCCAGGCCCCGGUCUUCAUUAACUUCCACUUCAUGUCCGUGGUGUCCAAUAUGUCCACACCCACCGUGCUCUUCCGGUUGUCUGCGGCUCGCAUCCUGGGCGACACGCUGCGCUUCGGCCUGCUGGGGACCCGGGGAGUCCAGCACUUCAGCGUCCAGCGCUCGGACCGACUGACGGGGGAGCUGGUGCUGGUGAACUCUCUUCAGGGUCCCGACGCUCUAGAGGUCGAGAUAGAAAUGAGCGAGAUGGAAAGAAGGGUGCUGCUCGGGAGAUACAUCACCAAAGUCACUCUCUUUGUAUCACCGUAUAACUUCUGAGAAGCAGAAGACAGACGAUGGACUGAUAAUGGGAAAUAAUUUACAGGCGAGAUAUUGGGAAAAGGGCCUGUGGAGGAGAGAUAGGGGCGCAAUUAUACGAUUUCUGAGGUGCCAAUUUAUGCGGACAAAAGACAACUUUUUCAUGUAAGGUUCCUCAGAAUGAGGAAAAACCAUUAUUUUUUUUUCCCUUUCAGGCUAAAGUGUUUAAACAUGUUGUAGUUAUUAACAGUAUGACAGGUAAUUCUCAUUUAAAAGACAUUCUGGGACAAAUAAGGAUUGUCAAAGACAAAGAAAGAAAAUCUUUUAAAAUGUAGUUUGAAAUGUGUCAGCUUUUUUAA
This is a messenger RNA of Carassius auratus (goldfish), 1637 nucleotides long. RefSeq names its product fibulin-7. The transcript has 8 exons. Bases 1 to 1299 code for a protein of 432 amino acids. Gene Ontology annotation, molecular function: calcium ion binding. The record is from RefSeq and is a predicted model, not a curated record. NCBI's taxonomy places the organism in Eukaryota, Metazoa, Chordata, Actinopteri, Cypriniformes, Cyprinidae.